Molecule: messenger RNA, 2620 nt
Organism: Nyctereutes procyonoides (raccoon dog)
Lineage: Eukaryota; Metazoa; Chordata; Mammalia; Carnivora; Canidae
Gene: BST1
Product: bone marrow stromal cell antigen 1
Exons: 9
Coding region: 793-1968 (391 amino acids)
Biological process (GO): positive regulation of B cell proliferation
Cellular component (GO): plasma membrane
Molecular function (GO): NAD+ nucleosidase activity; phosphorus-oxygen lyase activity
Source: RefSeq, a predicted model, not a curated record
CGUUCUGGGGUUCCUGGGGGUCAAAGAUGCAGUCCAAGAAAGUUCUAAAAAUAUAUCAUGAGGUCCAACCUGGUAGUUGACCUAUCUAUGGAAAGCCUCCUUGAAUCCUCACUGGGUCAGACCAUACUGGCAUUCUUAAAAACUCUUCCUAUCAAAAAGUAUCAAGAGUGAAAAUAUAAGAUAUAUACCUACCACUUCAAGGAAGUUCCUGUACCAGCCAACAGUCUAGCACAUUAGCUUGCUGCUUUGAUCAUCAAGCUGACAUACUCAAGCUCAGCACAGCAGAGGAAAAUGUGUCUGUAUCAAUAUUUUUCACAUUCUGUAUGUGGCUCAUUAGUAGGUCAUGAAAUCAGUUUUAUGAGCCACAGUGAAAAAAAUUUUAAAACAAAAUAAAAUAUAAAGUAUCAAGUGAAUCCUCUGUCAGAAUUGUGCUCCACAGAAUCCUCUGUGGAAUACUGAGGUCAAUUUCAAUAUGUGAAAAGAUAGUUAAUGGAGGGCAUAUAAUGAAUAGAACGUAUACUGGCUAAGAAACGGUUUUUCAGUCCUUUGUCCACUUGUGUCUUCUUCAGUUUUCAUAAGAAUAAAGUUGGUGAGCAGUCUAGUUUUAUGUUACCAUGACUUGCAACUAGAUGUGAAGUCUGAAAUGUUCAACUGAGAUACGUUUUGCAAACUGCAUUUUUUUGAAAGAUGUUAUCUAGGAUAUAUGUAUAUAUUAUUAUUAUUAUUAUUAUUAUUAUUAUUAUUAUUAUUUUGGUUAGUGGCAGUUAAAACAUUUUAAUCAAUUACUUUAAAAUGGAUCAUAUCUUUUUUAAAAGAAAGAGGAAAAGUGAAGUGAAAUAUGCAGAAGCAUGUUCAAGUUCAACUGCUGGACCUGGAAAUGUGAAUAGUGACAAUAUUGAGAAAAAUAUUGACUCUAAUUUGCAAACUUCAACUUCGUUUGAGCCACAUUUCAAAAAGAAAAAAGUAAGUGCAAGACGUUAUAAUGAAGAUUAUUUAAAAUAUGGUUUUAUCAAAUGUGAAAAACCCUUUGAAAAUGACAGACCUCAGUGUGUUAUUUGUAAUAAUAUUCUUGCAAAUGAAAGCUUAAAACCUUCAAAAUUAAAAAGACACUUAGAAACUCAGCAUUCUGAACUUAUUGAUAAGCCUCUUGAAUAUUUUCAAAGAAAGAAAAAAGAUGUAAAGCUGUCAACACAAUUUCUUGGUGGUUCUACCACCAUUAGUGAGAAAGCCUUAUUAUCAUCAUACUUGGUUGCAUAUCAAGUAGCAAAAGAGAAAAUGGCUCACACAGCUGCUGAAAAAAUAAUUCUUCCGGCAUGUUUGGAUAUGUCCUUGUUCUGGGAAAACAACCACCUUCUUGUCACUAGUUAUGCAGAGAAUGCCCGUCGCUUUGUGCCUGUGUGCAGUGUUCUCUACGGCAGGAUGGGUGACUUUCUGAGCUGGUGUCGACAGGAAAAUGCCUCUGGACUCGAUUACCAGUCCUGCCCUACAUCAGAAGAUUGUGAAAACAACCCUGUGGAUUCUUUCUGGAAAAGGGCAUCUAUGCAGUAUUCAAGGGAUAGUUCUGGGGUCAUCUAUGUCAUGCUGAAUGGUUCAGAGCCAACAGGAGCCUAUCCUGUUAAAGGUUUUUUUGCAGAUUUUGAAAUUCCCUACUUCCAAAAGGAUAAAAUCACACGAAUUGAGAUCUGGGUUAUGCAUGAAAUCGGAAGACCAAAAGUGGAAUCCUGUGGAGAAGGCAGUGUGAAAAUCCUGGAAGAGAGACUGAAGGAAAUGGGUUUUCAGUACAGCUGUAUUAAUGAUCACCUACCGGUGAAGCUCUUGAAGUGUGUAGAUCACAGCACUCAUCCUGACUGUGCCUUGAAAUCGGCAGCAGCAUCUAUUCAAAGAGAAGUCCCACCCCUCUGGUCAGAAUAUGGUGGCAGCCUUAUCACUCCUUUCUUAGUGGCUCUGGCUUCAGCUAUUCAAAUGUAACCAGAAAUUCAGCUAUGCUGUCCUAAUAUCCCCCAGCCCUGAACCCUACCCUUUGCACAUUCAUCCUUCUUGUUCUGUGCAUACCAAGUGAUUCCACUGUCUGAUGGAAAUUCCUACUGGAAAAAUAAUAUCCUGAGAGGGGUUUUCAAUGAUACACAUGCUCGAAAUUUCAGAGACAAGAAAUUCAUCUAGUCCUAUUUAAUAGGUUAAAAUUGCUGGAUUAGAAUUAAAGCAAAUUAUUAGUUUCUUAUUUCAUAAUAGUACAAAGCAUUGAGACCCAGAUUAUUGCUGUAUAAAAAAUAUUUUUAGGAAAUUCUAAUAGAACUAAAUUUUGUAUUUUUUCUGUAUUUUCCUUUAUCCUCAGCAGGACACACUGCAUGCUUAUUGAUAGCUAUAUAAAUGUGUAUAUGCAUAUAUUUGGCAUGCAAAGAUUUAUAUAUAAAGAUGUUCAUUUAGGAGCACCUGGGUGGCUUGAUCAAUUAAGUGUCUGACUUUGGCUCAGGUUGUGACCUCAGGGUCCUAGGAUCGAGUCCUGUGUCGGGUUCCCUGCUCAGCAAGGAUCUGCUUCUCGUUCUCCCUUUCCGUCUGCCCCUCCCCCUGCUCUCUCUGUCAAAUAAAUAAAUAAUUCAAUUUUAAAAAAUGGUUCAUUUAA